CAAAAUUUUCACUUCCCAGUUGGUAUCCAAAGUCUCUUUCUCUCUCUACAACCACUUUCUCUGAACCUUUUGGUCUUUUGGCUUCUCUGCAACUUUACUUUGUCGAGCUUUCAUUUACGGAGAGCCAAAAUUGCCUUCAUCUGUCCAAUUCAGAGUCUUUUUUUAUAGAUCUUUAGAAAAAUCUUUUUUUUUUUUUUUUCCCGUUUCUGUUUCCUUUUUGGGUUCCCAUUUGAUGAGUGAUUGAUCUCGUUUUAGAGGAAACUAAAGGUCGUUUUGUUUUUUUGGCAACAAUGAAGUCUUCAAGUCGGCUUGACUCGGCUGUUUUUCAACUCACUCCAUCUCGGACAAGGUUUGUUCGUUUUGUGAGCAAUCCAGAGGUCUUGGAACGCGUGUAUGCCUUGGAAUCUGAGAUCUUGCAGAUUGAAGAGGCAAUUGCGAUUCAAAGUAACAAUGAAAUAGGGUUGGCCAUGGUCAAAGAUCAUCAAACAAAAUCUGUGGAACACAUUGAUGGUACUGUUGAAGAAGACAUCUUCCAUACCGUUUUUAGUUUUAUGAACUUCAUGUUAACUUUAAUCUAUUUGGAAUGGUUAUACAUUUUAUGCUUGCUGUUCACCCUCAGUUACUGUCAAUUGAUUUUUCUUCUUUUUCUUCCUUCUCUUUCUAGUGGGAGGAGGAUAUGUGUUAUCUGGUUUUAUACAUACUCUUUUAGAUUUUCCAUCAUGUGUUAUAGUUGUAUUAGCAAAGUUUUUUAAUUUGAGAUGUUAUAUUUUAUCAAGCUUUUAUUAUAAGAACUAGAUUCUGAAGAAUAUAAAUCUCCAGAUUUGGUCAUGUUUCUAUUGGUUUUGGAAUAACACUCAAUGGUUUUUGACAGGUAGCAGGCCUCUGCUGGAUUCUAAUGAGGAGAAAGCCAUUGUCCUUUACAAGGUGGGUGC
Molecule: messenger RNA, 932 nt
Organism: Hevea brasiliensis (rubber tree)
Lineage: Eukaryota; Viridiplantae; Streptophyta; Magnoliopsida; Malpighiales; Euphorbiaceae
Exons: 3
Coding region: 291-752 (153 amino acids)
Source: RefSeq, a predicted model, not a curated record